AUGGCGUCGCCGGUGCCAUUACUACGUCCACCCAUCCCGGGUCAGGGUCGCCAGCAGCCUGGUAGCAGGGUGCCACGGCUUGGGUUGGCGAUACCUGCGUCACCAGGCCAGCGACCCGUGAACAGCGCGGCAGCACCACCAAUGUCAGAGAACUCCGCACUACCUCCAUUGUCCAUACCUACGAGACAGCAACCGCCGAAACUGUCUUUAGCCACACCCAUGGGCUCGUCACAAACGCCGCAAGAGAAUGCUCAGACAAGGCGGAGAGGACCUCCAUUACAGAUCGCUCCAGGGCUGUCAGCGAGUGGUGGUAGCAGUGAUGAUUCUGCGCAUAGUCGGACAAACAGCUUUGGUGCAAACACAACACAAAAUGGCUCAGUAUCGACAACAUCAUCAUAUUCCGCGCUCAACUUUGUGGAGAUGCUGCGAGGUGACAGGGACCCACAAUCAGCGACUGGAUCGUUAUACAGCAGUAGCUCGGCACAUUCUGGAGGAGAGGGAAUGGUGAGGGAGAACAGCAUGCAGGGUAUGCUACCAGAUCUUGAAAAGCUAUCAUUGGAGAAGGGAAGACCGCUGGAUGUGGAAGAUCUAGACGACGCAGGCUGGAAGGCAGCGAAGAAGGAGGGUCGCAUUGUUGAGAUUGGCAGCUUAGGUGAAGGUGCAGGCGGUGCAGUAACAAGAUGCAUACUCAAAGGAGGGAAGACAGUCUUCGCACUGAAGGUCAUAACCACCGACCCCAACCCCGACGUCAAAAAACAAAUCGUCCGCGAACUCUCCUUCAACAAAUCCUGCGCCUCCGCCCACAUCUGCAAAUACUACGGCGCCUUCAUGGACGACACCUCCGGCACAAUAGGAAUCAGCAUGGAAUUCUGCGAAGGCGGCUCCCUCGACAGCGUCUACCGCGAAGUGAAAAAGCUCGGCGGGCGCACCGGCGAGAAAGUCCUCGGAAAAGUCGCAGAAGGAGUCCUAAACGGACUGACAUACCUCCACGGCCACCGCAUCAUCCACCGCGACAUCAAGCCCUCGAACAUCCUUCUAACGCGGAAAGGGGAGGUGAAAUUAUGUGAUUUUGGCGUGUCCGGGGAGUUUGGCACGAAGGGAGAUGCGAAUACUUUCAUUGGGACGAGUUAUUACAUGGCGCCGGAGAGGAUAACGGGGCAGAGCUAUACCAUCACCAGUGAUGUGUGGAGCCUCGGCGUGACGUUGCUGGAAGUGGCACAACAUCGAUUCCCCUUUCCCGCCGACGGCACGGAAAUGAACCCUCGAGCGGGUCUCAUUGAUUUGCUCACUUAUAUCGUGCGACAACCGAUUCCGAAGCUCAAGGAUGAGCCGGAGAAUGAUUUGACGUGGAGUCCGAAUUUCAAGUACUUCAUUGAGUGCUGUCUCGAAAAAGACGCAAACCGCCGCGCCACACCCUGGCAUAUCCUCAAACACCCUUGGAUGGUGGAGAUGAAGCAGAAACGGAUCGACAUGACGAAAUUCUUGAAGACGGUUUGGGAUUGGCAGGAUGAGGUUGAGGAGCCGCAGGCAUGA
Messenger RNA from Fulvia fulva, 1533 nucleotides. Its product is annotated as Mitogen-activated protein kinase kinae MKK2. The transcript is spliced from 3 exons. The record is from RefSeq and is a predicted model, not a curated record. Gene Ontology annotation, biological process: protein phosphorylation. The coding region runs from base 1 to 1533 and encodes 510 amino acids. NCBI's taxonomy places the organism in Eukaryota, Fungi, Ascomycota, Dothideomycetes, Mycosphaerellales, Mycosphaerellaceae. Gene Ontology annotation, molecular function: ATP binding; protein kinase activity.